This is a messenger RNA of Ruditapes philippinarum (Manila clam), 2695 nucleotides long. RefSeq lists its product as uncharacterized. The transcript is spliced from 2 exons. The record is from RefSeq and is a predicted model, not a curated record. Bases 6 to 476 code for a protein of 156 amino acids. NCBI's taxonomy places the organism in Eukaryota, Metazoa, Mollusca, Bivalvia, Venerida, Veneridae.
GAGAAAUGAUACAAAUUCAGGGAGAAUUUAAAAGAAAACAUUCGGAAGGGGAACAGAAAUACAAGGCCUUGAAUGAUGAACUUAAACUACAGCGUGAUUUUAAUGAACAAAGGAAUAAAACAAUGUCAAAAAACAUAGAAAAAGGGCAAAAGGAUCAUGCAAAACUGAAAGAAGAAAUGCUAAAAGAACAGGACCGAGUGGAGAUUUUAAUGUCGUUAUUAAAUGUAGAAGUUACUGCCAAUGAACCUACAAUUCAAAAAAGUAUUGCACGUGGAGCAGCUAGUCUUUUGCCAGUUAUUGGACCUGCAAUUUAUGAUGCAAUUGAAAGAAGAAGCUAUCAGAAAAGGAAAGAGGAACUAGAAGGCAUACGUUUUAUGAUCAAUGAAUGUAAAAAACAUGGAGAUGGCGAUUCAUUGGACUUUAGUCAGCUUCUACGAAAAAAAAGUGAAAAAGAAGCGUCAGCUUACACUGAAUAAAAAGUAAAGAACAUAUAAGAAUGCAAAUUCAGACAAAUUUGACUUCAUUUUUUAAUUCUGUGAAAUUAUGUGGGUGUAUAUUCAUUCACCUUACGAUUAGCCUUUAUUUUGUCAGAAUGAACUUCAAAAAUAAUACUAACGAAACAAGUUUGCGUCUUUAAGAAGAAAAUAUUUUUGGAUAAUUUUGCAUAAACGACACAAUGAAUGGUUAUAAAUUACAAUUAUUUAACAAAAUAGAAUGUAUUAUAUAUAUUGAAUAUAGUAUCAUAAUGAAAGUUUGUUUAACACUUCAUUUUCUAAAUGCUUUAAAUGAUUAUAUGCCGGAGAAAUGGACUUUUAACCCUCGGCGCAUAAGGGGUAAUUUAUGUUAUGUCAUCAAACUAAAUUUAAAAUAAAUGAUAUACACAUGUAUAUAUAUUAAAAGUAGUAUCAAAAUAAAAGUUUCUAAUAAAAUUCAAUAAGUACAUUUUCGGUUAAUGUUUUGGUAAGUAUAUGGAAACAUGUCCUAUACUUUUUCCAAAACGGGCAUAAAGUUUGUUAAUUAAACAAUUUUAAGUCCCAUAUUUACAUUAAAAAUGUUUAUAACAUUUGAUUGGAAUUAACAGUAUAUAAAGAUGCAUCCCUACAGCCAUGCACAAUAUUUUAAGGAAAAUCUGGAGUAAAGUUUGUGCCAUUUGUGCCCAAAAAAUCUCCGUUGCGUUAUUUAGUCAUACCUGUUCAAAUGUUUAAGGAGCAGCACACUUUCGGUACACGGUCCACUCGGUCAUAUAAUAGUGCAUGGUGAUAUUGUACCUGUAAUGUUCACUGUUACUUUUUUAUCGAUUUAUACAAUAUAAAAGAUUAAAACAGAAUGAAACAUCCACGUAGCGCGAAGUAAUGUAAAUGAUAUUUUCCGAUUUUUCUAUAUACCGAUUUGUUCACUUCGAUGUUGAUUUUUCGUUUAAGCUAAGUCGUAUUUUGAAACGGAGCAUGCGCAAACAAUUUUUGUUGAGUGCUCCUAAUGAUUGGCGACGCCGGUGAGCGGCGUCGUCUAUUAUGGAAUGCUUUUUAUUUUUGCCUAUGGAAGGAGCUGUUAUUAUUAGCAUUUAAUUUCAAGUUGUGUUAAUUAGUUUUAUUUUGAUUCGUAAAAAUCAAGUAAACAAAUGUGUUGUUAUAUUUGUAUUUAAUAACUUUAUGUAAAAAGCAUGUGCAUUGUGAUAUUAUUUUCACGAAAUUGCAGGCUAAGUUUAACAGCUUGUCCCUUAGUUUUAUUGGCAAUACUAAAACCCGGAUUUCGAAUAUCGUUGUGGUCUAGAUUGAGGCCGUAUCAGUUCAUUCAUUCAUUUAUACAUUUUCAUAAUUUUCCUACAAGAAGAAAGUUCACCUGCAAUUGAGUAUAAGGAUAGGUAAUGGAACUGUUGUAAACGAUUAUCCUAUUGAUUUUAUCCUUAUUACAUUUAUCUGUUGCGCAGAAUGGUUGUUUUUACAAAGUGUACCAGUAUCCGGAUGUUGAAAGCUAUCCGAUUUUCUGCAAUUACUGCUGUCACAUGGCCAUCUAUUUUUUAUGAAUACUUUACCAUUAAUUUGCAUAGCUUAAUAAAACUGAGCAUGCAGCAUUUCAUAAUUUUGCUGUUUAGGGUGUUCUUUUGGGUUUCAGGUUUUCUUUAUUUUAAGGGGAAGUAACUCAUGUUUACUAAAUUAUUUGUUGUUUUCUGUCUAUCUUAGGUAUUACUUAUAAUACUAUUUUUGUUGUAUAUAAUUCACCAGUUGUAAGGUCAUCAAAAGCAUGUUAAUGUUAAUGUUAGGAUUUCAUAUUUAUUUAAUAUAAACUGGGAAUUAUUAAUGUUAUGAAUAUGUGCAUACAUGUAUAUCUUAGACUGUAGUAUAUUGAUAUGUUGAGACUUAUAAUUUUAAUGCAUUUAAAGAGAUACAGUUAUGUCAUUAUUAUUAAAGGGAUGAGACUUUCAUUUAAAGUUAUAAAUGAUAAAACAUGUAUUGAUUGAAAAUGUCCUUAAACUUGGAUCAAGCAAUAUAAUUAAUAAAGUCUCAAAAAAUCAUAUUCUGAAUAGUUAUUCUAUUUUUUUUUCUAACAUGUGCAUAGUUUGAAAAGGACAGCUUCUUUCUUAUCUAUUUGUAAUGAAGGGACACCGGUCUCAACCUCCAGGUCUCCUGAGUCAACCCGACAACAGACUGUACAUAGAGUAGAUUGUUACUUGCCCUUGAAUAAAUUUGUGCACUAA